UGGAUUCCGUCAAUGUCAAAUUGAAAAAAUAUUAUCAAUGUUUUUGUCGAAUUGUUCAUAAUUGAUUUCUAAAACAUGAGACGGGCGAACAAAAUAUCGUCAUUUUUACAAUCAACAUAAACAAAUGAUAAGAUAAUUCCCCACGGUCACAAGUUAGUCGUAAGAAUAAAGUGUCUCCAAUAAGUCGAAAUAAUGUCAUUGAGGACUAUUUUAAUACGGAAUUUAUUCCGACAAAAGAAAGUUUUUCACUUAACGCCAUGUAUAAUUCAAAGUCAGAAACAAUACGAGGACAGGUACUCAAAUAGAAGUUGGAAGAAUGAAAAUAUCUCUGUAGGAUUACUCGCCUCCCUCAUACUGGGCACACAGCUGACAGAGAAUAACGAUAAUGAAAAUAAACAAAAUGAGAGUGAGCCGCACCAGCAGGCCGGAGCUAAACGGCCGGACUUACCGACAUACAGGGCCGAGGAAGUCAGUCAACAUAAUAAUGAGAGGAGUUUCUGGGUGACAUACAAGCAGGGAGUGUAUGAUGUGACGUCAUUCCUGCCGUCUCACCCCGGCGGUGAACAAAUAUACAAUGCGGCCGGCCUCAGUGUAGAGCCUUUUUGGAAUGUGUAUGGCAUGCAUAAGACUAAGGAGAUUUAUGAAUUACUAGAGAGCUACAGGAUAGGCAAUCUUCACGAGGACGAUUUAGUGGAUCACUCGGACGACGAGAUGUGGGCCAAGGAACCGUUCAGAGACAAGCGACUCUGCGUGAAGACAGCCAGACCGUUCAACGCCGAGACGCCGCCCGCUGAACAAGUGCGACACUUCGACACUCCGGCUGAGCUAUUCUACGUCCGUCAACACAUGCCGGUGCCGGAUCUGGACGGCAGCUGUCACAGGCUGACGGUGCUGGUGGAGGGGGAGGGGGAGCGGCGCCUGCAGCUGUCCGUAGACGAACUGAAUAGGUUCAAGCGGCAGGAGGUGCGGGCGGCGCUCAUGUGUGCCGGGAACAGGAGGUCCGAGAUGAACCUGGUGAAGCCGGUGAAGGGUCUCUCGUGGCGGACCGGCGCCAUCGGUAACGCGGUGUGGGGCGGAGUGCUGCUGAGGGACGUGUUGCUGGCGGCAGGGGUCUCGGACAAGGACACGGAGGGGAAACACGUCACGCUGAUGGGUGCCGACAUGGACGCGACGGGUACUUACUUCAGUACGUCCAUACCGCUGUCUCACGCCCUGGACGAGCGUGCCCGGGUCCUGUUGGCCACCUCCAUGAACGGAGCGCCUCUCACCAAGGACCACGGACAUCCCCUGAGGGUGGUGGUCCCGGGGGCGCCGGCCGUCAGGAGCGUCAAGUGGCUGCAGUGCAUCAAGGUGUCGUCGGAGGAGAGUCCGUCUCACUGGCACCAGAGAGACUACCGCUCGUUCGGUCCGAGCGUGUCGUGGGAGACGGCGGACUUCCCCUCCGCGCCCCCCGUCUACAGCCUGCCCGUCACCUCGGCCGUGUGCUCGCCCGAGGACGGUGACACCGUACGUCCUCGCCGGGGAGCGCUGCACGUGCAAGGGUACGCGUACUCGGGCGGCGGCGCGAAGAUCAUCCGCGUAGAGGUCAGUACGGACCGCGGCGCCACAUGGCGUGAGGCGCGGCUCAGGAGCGACAGCGCUCCGCCCAGAGAACACUACUCCUGGACACUGUGGGAUGUCGAUCUGCCGGCCGCCGGACCGCAGAUGGAGAUAUGGGUGAAGGCUACCGACAGCAACUUCAACGCUCAGCCGGAGAACUUCAGAGACAUCUGGAACAUCCGCGGCAUCAUCAGUAACGCCUAUCAUAAAAUAAAAGUUAACGUAGAACAGUGACCGCCGUGAGGAACCAUUCAUCUUGAUGAAAAUAAAGAUAACUCGAACAUUUCCUCAAAAUUGUAUAGUUUCAGGCACAGAGAAAGUGAUGUUUAUAUAGUAUCGAUGGAAAUAGAUUUGUUUUCCUGGAAAUUUCUAUUUUUUAUACAAUAACAUAUUUAUUAAAUCAGUAGGUAAGCAUGGUCUCAACACUAAUCAGAACACGAACGAAUCAAAUAUGAUCUAUAGUUCCAAUAGAAUUAAGAAAUCCUGUCCCUACCGACUGUGACGAACAAUUAGAAUAAAUGAUUAAUGAACCUA
This is a messenger RNA of Danaus plexippus (monarch butterfly), 2133 nucleotides long. It is a transcript of the gene shop, whose product is annotated as sulfite oxidase. The record is from RefSeq and is a predicted model, not a curated record. Gene Ontology annotation, molecular function: molybdopterin cofactor binding; molybdenum ion binding; oxidoreductase activity. The transcript is spliced from 11 exons. NCBI's taxonomy places the organism in Eukaryota, Metazoa, Arthropoda, Insecta, Lepidoptera, Nymphalidae. The coding region runs from base 193 to 1833 and encodes 546 amino acids. Gene Ontology annotation, cellular component: mitochondrion.